This is a messenger RNA of Cercospora beticola, 1095 nucleotides long. RefSeq lists its product as uncharacterized. The record is from RefSeq and is a predicted model, not a curated record. NCBI's taxonomy places the organism in Eukaryota, Fungi, Ascomycota, Dothideomycetes, Mycosphaerellales, Mycosphaerellaceae.
AUGAGCACCGCGCGCUCGAGCACCACAAGUACGAGAACCGCGAGCUCGAGCACCGCAAGUUGCAGAACCGCGAGCGUGGGCACGGCCAGCACGAGCAUGGGCGUGAACGAUACUUCAAUUUUCCGAACCCUCAGGGUCAAGCCUUAUUCAGCGCAAUCCAGGGCCAGGAGUGCCACAAACCCACGCGGGAUACCUAGGCUGCUGCACCUCAAGGACUUUGACAGCCUGAUCAACGACCGCGAGCGACAGGGCCGCGUCAUAUCGGACAACGAACUCAUCCAGUUCAUCCAGAAACGCUCUCUCAAGGACUGGGCACAUGCACCAAGACUUGUCGCUGGUCUACGGAUUCUGCGUGCCGGCUUUUCCCAGAACGAACUCAACCAACUGAUCAAGGUGUACACAAUCGCUCCGGACGCUGACAAUCUAGAACCUGUCCAGACUGCCUUCAAAGAAAAGCACAGGGCCCUGAUGGAGUCUUCUGGCAUCGGAGAGAGCGAGAUUCUUAGUCGAGUGCUGGGUUUUGCUCUCGAUGAGAUCGAUGCCCAAUUCGAGAUGAUGAUGAGGAGCGCGAAGAGACAGAAGGUUGCUGCGACGCCCAGCACCACCACACUGGAUAAUUCGGACAGCGAGGCGAUCCCCGACAUCAGCAGCGGAUGGGAGACACCACAAGGCAGACUUGAAGAGACUCAAGAGACCGAGGUAAUCCCUGAGCCGAUGAGAAGAAAAGCACUCACUCCCAACGAUCGUGACCUCGCUACAACACAGGAAUCAUACACCCCUCUCCCCGAUGAGGCUGAUGUUAACGUCAACGACAGUACCACGAUCACACACGUUGACACAGAGGUGAAAGUCGGAAAAGACAGUCCGUCCGAGCCCGGACUGGAAACACCUGGUGGGAAUUCUGGAAUAGACAUUCCAGAACAAUAUGUUCAAUGCCUGUGUAUAGAUCGACCGGGGGACUUCGGAGAAGACUUGACGCCUUGGAGCGAGGCAUCAAUAUUUUCUGCGGAGACAUCGGAGCUGCGAUAUGAACUGCUUCUACAACAUACUCGAUGGCGGACUCACUCAGCACACACAGAAGACGCCAUCUACUAG